This is a messenger RNA of Colletotrichum chrysophilum, 1023 nucleotides long. RefSeq lists its product as uncharacterized. The record is from RefSeq and is a predicted model, not a curated record. The coding region runs from base 1 to 1023 and encodes 340 amino acids. NCBI's taxonomy places the organism in Eukaryota, Fungi, Ascomycota, Sordariomycetes, Glomerellales, Glomerellaceae. The transcript has a single exon.
AUGAAGGGAACUAUUUUCGCUACUGCUCUCAUUGCCUUCUCGGCCAGUGCCUUCGCCCACGGCGGAGACUACGACAGUCCCACUCAGACCACUCCUUCUGGCGGUCAAUCCGGCGGUAGCCAGUCUGGCGGCGGCCUCCCCAUCAACAUCCCUGGUGUCGGUGGCAGCGGCGGCAUCGGCGGCCUCCUUGGAGGCGGCGGCAAGGGUAGCAGUGGUGCCCAGGGCAGCGGUGGCGGCAAGGCUGGUGGCGGUCUCGGCGGUGGCCUCGGUGGACUGCUCGGCGGCGGCGGCAAGGGCACCAGCGGCGGCGGCAUUGGAGGCAUCCUCGGCGGCGGCGGCAGUGGUGGCGGCAAGGGCACCAGUGAUGGUGGCAUUGGCAGCAUCCUUGGCGGCGGCGGCAAGGGCAACAUCCUCAGCGGCGGCGGUGCUGAUGGCGGCAUUGGCAGCAUCCUCGGCGGCGGUGGCAAGGGCGGCGGCGGCGCUGAGGGCGGCAUUGGCGGACUUCUCGGUGGCGGCGGCAAGGCCGGUGGUGAUGGCAAGGCCGCCGGUGGCCUUGGUGGUAUCAUUCCUACUGGUCUCCCUGGUGGCGGCGAGGGCGGAAUCGGAGCCAUCCUUGGCGGAAGUGAUAAGGGCAGCGUCCUUCCCACUGCCAUUCUCGGUGGUGGAGGUGCGGGAGGUAUUGGUGGGCUUCUCGGUGGUGGCGGCAGCAGCGGCGGCAGCGGCAGCUACGGCGGCGGCGAAAAGGGUGGAAUCAAUGGCAUUCUCCCCACUGGCCUCCCCGUCGGUGGUGCGGGUGGCAUCGGUGGACUCCUCGGAGGUGGUGGUAACGGCGGAGGCAGCGGUGGCAUCGGUGCCAUCAUCCCGACUGCUCUCCCGAUCCCGGGCAUCGGAGGCGGCAACAAGGCCGGCGGCGACGACGCUCCCUCCACCUUCGAGACCCGUGUCCGCACCACCACUAAUAGCGGCGAUGGCUCCAGCACUGCUGAGCCUGAGACUGCUGAGCCUACCCCGGGUAGUUACUAA